This is a messenger RNA of Archocentrus centrarchus (flier cichlid), 1563 nucleotides long. It is a transcript of the gene trmt13, whose product is annotated as tRNA methyltransferase 13. The transcript is spliced from 11 exons. The record is from RefSeq and is a predicted model, not a curated record. Gene Ontology annotation, biological process: tRNA methylation. Bases 71 to 1465 code for a protein of 464 amino acids. NCBI's taxonomy places the organism in Eukaryota, Metazoa, Chordata, Actinopteri, Cichliformes, Cichlidae.
GUUCCUGCAAUGGUGGCAUUUCACACACUUUACCGAGCCCCUGAAGGAAACUGCCUCCGUGUCCUCCAACAUGGCGACCCCGGAGCGCGGCCGCUGCGCUUUCUUUGUGCAGAAGAAGAAGCGUUUCUGCAAGAUGGUGGCGGGAAAGGGCAAGAAGUACUGCGGCGAGCACGCGACCAUGGAGGAGGACGGGGGUGGCAGCAGGAGGAUCGUCUGUCCUCUGGACCCCAAACACACUGUGACUGAAGACAGACUCCAGAAACACCUGAAGAAGUGCAACUCCAGAGAGAAACCCAAGCCGGUUUACUUUGUGGAGAACAUCAACGCUGGAUCAGCCGAUGGACACGAGAUGCUUAAACAGGUGAGUUUGUCUGAGCGCAGCAGGACUGAGUUGGAGUCUCUACUGGACAAACUGAAGACAGCCAUCAAAGGACUGCAGUGUGACAUAGAGGACAGCGUUCUGUCUCAUCCUGCCCUCCAGGACGAGCUCAACAACCCAAAGAAUGGAGGCUCCGCCCACAAACACCUGAAGCAGCAGUCCUCCAUCUUAGGUCACCUGGAGGAGCUGGGGCUGCUGGGAAGGGGGCGGUGCUUUGUGGAGUUUGGAGCGGGUCGAGGUAAGCUGUCCCACUGGAUCCACGAGGCCCUGAAGACCUGCGAGGACCUGAAGAGGAACGAGGACCUGCAGCUACUGCUGGUGGAGCGCUGCAGCACCCGGUUCAAGGUGGACGGGAAACAUCAGGAUGUCGGAGUUCAGUUUGAGAGGCUGCAGGUGGACAUUCAGCAUCUGGAUCUGAGUAAAGUCCCUCUGCUCCAGGAGAAGAAGCUCCCGCUGGUCGGAGUUGGGAAGCAUCUGUGUGGAGCAGCAACAGAUCUGGCGCUGCGCUGUUUGUUGGAAACCCCAGGACUCACAGAGGAGGAUGAACCACCCCACAAAUGCUUCAGACCAUCAGAACCAUCUGAGCCGAGGCCAGGAGAUGAUCUGGAAUCAGCACCAGCGAGCUCGCGCUCUGACGCCGGUCCCGGCCCGGUGCUGGGCCUGGCGGUGGCGCUGUGCUGCCACCAUCGUUGUGAGUGGCGUCACUACACUGGGAAGCAGUUCUUCCUGCAGAGAGGACUCGGAGCGCCGGAGUUCUCUGCUUUCUGUCGGAUGUCCAGCUGGGCCACAUGUGGACUCAGACCAACCAAUCAGGACUGCCCACAGCAGGAUUCGACCAAUCAGAGAGGAGACGGUGAAGAGCACGAACCAGCAGAGGAGGACGACGCCAUGAACGGGUUUCUGUCGGCGGCUGAGCGUGAACAGGUCGGCCAUCUCUGCAAACAGCUGAUUGACAGCGGCAGAUGUCACUUCCUGAAGAUGAAAGGAUACAGCAGCAAACUGACUCGCUACAUCGGCAGUGAUGUCACGCUGGAGAACAUCCUGCUGACCGCCGUACCCCUCACCCCCCCUCCUCUUCCUGAUUGAUUGAUUAUUGCUGAUUGACUGUAACCUGCAGCUUUGAGUUUCUAAGCAACAGACUGAAAGUGUUGGGGUAUUUUAUGUUUGUAUUAAAGUGUUUUCAC